AUGCGUUUCUCCACUGUCGCCGCCGCUCUCCUCCCCGUUGGUCUUGCCAUGGCCCAGACCACCCACACCGUCCAGGUCGGUGGGGCCGGCAAGCUUGUCUACACCCCCAACGAGCUCACCGGCGUUGCCAACGGCGAUGUCAUCCAGUUCCAGUUCAUGGACAAGAACCACACCGUCACCCAGUCCACGUUCCCUGCCCCCUGCUCGAACAUCACCGACGCCUCUGGUGCCGUCACCGGUGUCGACUCCGGCUUCCAGUUCGUCGACCCCACUUCGGCCAACGUCCCCGUCUGGCAGAUCACGAUCAACAACGCCUCGGCCCCUCUUUGGUUCUACUGCCGUCAGGCCAAGCACUGCCAGGCGGGUAUGGUCUUCGCGGUGAACCCCACCGCGGCCAAGACAUUCGACAUGUUCAAGACCACCGCUGCCUCCUCCAACUCCGUUAACGGUUCGCCCGCCGCCGCCUCCAACAGCACUAGCUCGGCGGCGUCGUCCGGGUCCUCGGGCAGCGUCAGCUCGCCUACCUCCAGCUCGCCCAGCGGGAGCUCCUCCUCGCCUUCGGCCAAGGCGACCGGCAACUCCGCGACCACCCUCGGCGCCGCCGGCACGUUCGCGAUGGGGACAUUCCUCCGGUGUUGA
Messenger RNA from Epithele typhae, 639 nucleotides. RefSeq lists its product as uncharacterized. The record is from RefSeq and is a predicted model, not a curated record. The transcript has 3 exons. Lineage: Eukaryota; Fungi; Basidiomycota; Agaricomycetes; Polyporales; Epitheliaceae. Bases 1 to 639 code for a protein of 212 amino acids.